Molecule: messenger RNA, 914 nt
Organism: Sinocyclocheilus rhinocerous
Lineage: Eukaryota; Metazoa; Chordata; Actinopteri; Cypriniformes; Cyprinidae
Product: phospholipid scramblase 2-like
Exons: 7
Coding region: 80-784 (234 amino acids)
Biological process (GO): plasma membrane phospholipid scrambling
Cellular component (GO): plasma membrane
Molecular function (GO): phospholipid scramblase activity
Source: RefSeq, a predicted model, not a curated record
UGACUCUUCACUUCAUCUGCUGUAACGCUGUGCUUGCCAUUAUUUCAACAAUCAGCUACUUAAUGUAAGUGAGUUCAACAUGUCUGAGCUUUAUUCUAAUCCAGCGGCUGUGCCACCUGGUUUGGAGUACCUUGCACAAAUUGACCAGAUAUUAGUCCAUCAAAAGAUUGAGCUCCUUGAAGCAAUUAUUGGCUUUGAGACUAAUAACCAGUAUGAGAUUAAGAACAGCGUGGGUCAAAAGAUCUUCCAUGCUAAAGAAAACACUGACUGCUGCACACGGAAUAUCUGUGGCCCUCUGAGGAGUUUUGAUCUGCAGAUAAAAGACAAUUUUGAUCAAGAGGUCAUUCACUUAAUCAGGCCUUACCGCUGCACAUCCUGCUGUUUCCCCUGCUGUCUUCAAGAGAUGGAGGUACAGGCUCCACCGGGGAAUACAAUAGGUUACAUCAAGCAAGACUGGCACAUGUUUAAGCCCAAGUUCUCCAUCUAUGACAUGUCUAAAACAAAGGUGCUGUCCAUCGAAGGGCCUUUGUGUGCCAUCAGCUGCUGUGGGGAUGUGGAUUUUGACGUUACCGGUAAGGAUGGGCAUUCUGUAGGUCGUAUCAGUAAACAGUGGACUGGCUUGAUCAAAGAAUCACUGACUGAUACAGAUAAUUUUGGCAUUAACUUUCCCAUGGACUUGGAUGUGAGGAUGAAAGCAGUUCUGCUGGGAGCAUGUUUCCUUAUAGACUUCAUGUUCUUUGAGCAGACCGGUGACUCUGGACAGCGAUGCAGUGUGUUUGGCUAGUAGGGAGUGGGAGAUAGUUUGAGGUUCUUGAUUUCUCUGGUAUAUUCAUAUGUAGUAUCACUACCGUUACCACUUGUAUGUACUAACAUCAGUAAAAUCACUAUAAAAGCAUUUUUACAAAAUAGAUGUA